Molecule: messenger RNA, 4216 nt
Organism: Salarias fasciatus (jewelled blenny)
Lineage: Eukaryota; Metazoa; Chordata; Actinopteri; Blenniiformes; Blenniidae
Gene: slc12a9
Product: solute carrier family 12 member 9
Exons: 13
Coding region: 1-2733 (910 amino acids)
Biological process (GO): cell volume homeostasis; chloride ion homeostasis; potassium ion homeostasis
Cellular component (GO): membrane
Molecular function (GO): potassium:chloride symporter activity
Source: RefSeq, a predicted model, not a curated record
AUGUCGAACGAACGCACCCCUCUGAUCACCUCGGGGGUGUGCGGUCUGACUGUGACCGCCGUGGCGUGCGGCGCGGCAGCAGACCACACCCCGGAGCCCCCCCCCGACUCGGCAAGCCCAGCCCCGCCCCGGAAGCUGAACACCUUCUUCGGAGUGAUGGUGCCGACCGUCCUCUCCAUGUUCAGCAUCGUGCUGUUUCUGAGAACAGGGUUCGUGGUUGGUCAUGCAGGGCUCGUGCAGGGUCUCUUGAUGGUGAUCGUAGCGUACACCAUCAUAUCUCUGACAAUACUGUCCAUCUGUGCCAUUUCCACCAACGGGGCCAUACAGGGCGGAGGCGCCUACUACAUGAUAAGUCGAUCUUUGGGUCCCGAGUUUGGAGGAAGCAUUGGUUUGAUGUUCUUCCUGGCCAAAGUGUGUGCGUGUGGAGAGUACGUUCUCGGUCUGGUGGAGGCCAUACUUGAUGUUUUUGGGUCAGAUCCUGAGUCUUCUGUGUCUGAGGGCGUGCACGUGCUUCCUCAGGGUUACUGGUACACGGUGCUGUACUCCUCGGUGAUCCUUCUGCUGUGUCUGCUCGUGUGUUUGGUGGGCUCGCACAUCUACUCCCGCACCGCCUUCGCCAUCCUGCUGGUGGUCACCGUGUCCCUGCUGUCCGUCGUCAUCAGCACGGUGGCCGUCAAGCCUCUGGACUUCGUCAUCACCCACCAGGGGCCUGGCAACCAGACGCUGCGCUACAACGCCAGCUACACGGGUUUCAAUGCAACCACACUGAGGAACAAUUUGGGCUCUGGUUACUCUCUGGACUACAGCACCAACUCGGUCAUGUCCUUUGCCACGGUGUUUGCCGUCAUGUUCACCAGCUGCACUGGGAUCAUGGCCGGAGCCAACAUGUCAGGGGAGCUGCAGACUCCCAGUAUUUCCAUUCCUAAAGGCACCAUCGUAGCCGUCUUUUACACCUUCACCGUCUACGUCCUUCUUUUCAUCUUGGUCAGCGCCACCUGUGAACGGACUCUGCUGAUUCAGGAUUAUGGCUUCUUCCAGCGGAUCAACAUCUGGCCGCCGUUCGUCACCAUUGGGAUCUGCUGUGCCUCGCUGUCCGCUGCCAUGUGCGCCAUGAUCGGCGCUUCCCGCAUCCUCCACGCCCUGGCAGUGGAUCACCUCUUUGGUUUGCCGCUUGCGCCCGCCGCCGUCACGUCCAAGUCGGGGAAUCCGUGGGUGUCGGUGUUGUACACCUGGGGUCUGGCGCAGUGUGUGGUGUUUGCCGGGCAGCUGAACUCCGUAGCGAGUCUGGUGACCGUUUUCUACCUGCUUGCCUACGCCGCCGUGGACCUGGCCUGUUUGGCCCUGGAGUGGGCGUCGGCGCCAAAUUUCAGGCCGACCUUCCAGCUCUUCUCCUGGCACACCUGCCUGCUGGGGAUCCUCAGCUGCCUGGUCAUGAUGUUCGUCAUUAACCCCGUGUACUCCUCGGGCAGCAUCGUCCUCCUGCUGCUGCUGCUGCUCUUCCUCCACUACCGAUCGCCCACCAGCAGCUGGGGCUACAUCAGCCAGGCGCUCAUUUUCCACCAGGUGCGCAAGUACCUGCUGAUGCUGGACGUGAGGAAAGACCACGUCAAGUUCUGGCGGCCGCAGGUGCUGCUGAUGGUGGCCAACCCGCGCUCGUCCUGCCAGCUCAUCCUGUUUGUGAACCAGCUGAAGAAGGGCGGACUGUAUGUGCUGGGUCACGUGCAGCUAGGAGAUCUGGACUCCCUGCCGUCGGACCCGGUCCAGCAGCAGUAUAACUUCUGGCUGAGCCUGGUGGAUAAGCUGGGGGUGAAGGCCUUCGUGGACCUGACGCUGUCUCCCUCAGUCAGGCAGGGAACACAGCAUCUGCUGCGGAUCACGGGCCUCGGUGGCAUGAAGCCCAACACACUGAUCUUAGGAUUUUAUGACAGCUGCACUCCUGAGGACUUCUUCCUGCAGGACACGGCGUUCUGUGACUCAUCGUUAAAAAAAGCCAGCGAGGAUGAAUAUAACUUUGGGGUGGAUCUGCCCUCUUUGCAGGCCCACUUCCCCCCCGUCCGACACGUGGAGAGUCCCCGCUGGCUCACGCCGGAGGAGUACGUGGGGAUCAUCUCUGACGCCAUUAAAAUGAACAAGAACGUGUGCCUGGGAAGAUACUUCUUCCAGCUGCAGGGGGAAGACAAAGUCAGCGCGGUGGACGGGUCGGAGCGGACGAUCGACGUGUGGCCUCUCAACCUGCUGCAGCCGGGCAGCCGCGACUACGAGGACGUGUGCAGCCUCUUCCUGCUGCAGAUGGCCUGCGUGCUCAACAUGUCCAGCAAGUGGCGCCACGCCAAGAUGAGAAUCUUCCUCAACGUGGAGACGGAGUCCAGCGACCAGGGCUGGGUGGUGAACGAGGAGACGUUCCGAGAGCUGCUGAAGAAGCUGCGGAUCCGGGCCUCCAUCAAGAUCGUGCCGUGGGACUCGGUGGUGGAGCACCACGACGCGACCCGGCCGGCGGAGGGGGACGCCGCCGGGGCGGCGCCGGCUCUGUCCGAGGACUUCCUGUCCGCGGUGAACUGCAUGCUGACGGAGAACAGCUCCCAGGCGGCCGUCCGCUUCCUGUAUCUGCCCCGGCCUCCGGCCCUCCACAGCCAGGCGCAGCAGUACCUGGCCCAGCUGGAGGCCGUGACCAGCGGCUUGGGGCCGACGCUCCUGAUUCACGGCGUCACCCCGGUCACAUGCACCGACCUCUGAGCGUAUGCCGUCAGCCGCUCCCUCCACCUUGUGUCAUCUGAUGCUACGCAAGCACCACAAUUAUCUUUUGUGUUUAUGUAGAAUCAAAUGAAUGCUGAGGUACAGUAUUUUUUUGAUUUCUCUUGCUGCAGUUUUUUUUUGUUUGUUUUUUGCUCUUUUACUGACACCGUUCUGUGCCACUUUGAGUUUUGUGCAGUUGAACAGGAUACUUGAACUUACUUGGUGUUUAAGCUAAGAAGUGCUUCAACAGAUUAGAGUCGGACUUUACGCCAGCGUUACCUCUUUUUGUGCUGCAUCUUUUGGUUAACCUUUCACCUCAGUGGAAAUGGGUCAAGCAACUGCACAGCUUAGGGCAUUGAGCACAAAGAUGUAAAAACGUCUACCUGUGGUUUCGGGGUUUGGGGUGAUGUGCACCAAAGAAAAGUGAAUUUUCUCCUUCGUGUUCUAGUGUCAUAAUUGUUCUUUUUCAUGUGUUGGUAUGCUUCACUGCUUGCUCUUCUUUUUUUUUUUUCUUCUCUCACAUUUGUGCUGGUUGCUGGACCAAGACAAGAGACUUUAUGUUUAUGACCUGAUUUGAGUACAAAUAUUUCAUUGUUGUGCACUUACACAAACAUUUGUUUGUUUUUUUUGCUGUUAACUGCGUCUUUCAGUUCUACAUAAAGGGAGCUGUUUUGCAGAUUUGAGCUCAGUGAUGAGCAUCCUGCACUGCAGUAGCUUGUGUUAAUUAAAAGAGAACUACACUGAGGUUUUUUUUUUUAUGUUUGUUAUGUAACACAGACUGUGUAGAUGCACCAGACAAGUUAAUGUAGCAAACCCAGAGGUACCAGAUAUAUUACUGUGAGCAUGCAGAAUCUGUUUCAGAGAAUGUCGGAACUAACACAGGAACACCAGUCUCAUUUUGGAUUGUGUUUUCGAUUAUGCACCUCCUGCGUACCGCAACCCCAAUCUAGAUCCAGAAAAUAUACAGUUAUGGAUGAACUGAUGUAUGACGACAAUAUCACUGCGCUGUUCUGUUUUCUUUGUCGUUUUUGAAUAAUGUUGUUGAAAACACAUGAAGGCCUAUAAGGCAACACUUGGAUCCCUUUCAGACCAGUUGAAAGGUGCGGGGUUUGACAUGAUCCCCACUAUUUACAAGCUUUGUUCAGGUAAUCGGGAUGUAUUUGAUUGAUUUUGGGUCCUGAAAAUAAUGGCUAAAUGGAUUUUAUGGAGCAUUACAGGAUGCAAAUGUCACUGCAGGUCACGUUCGCACUCCACAGCUGCUUGUUAGAGGGUUCAAUAUACUGAAUGCCACAUGUCCUGUUAUUAUCUCUAAAGCUGUUACACUCUUACAAUCCUGUAUUAAAAAAAAAGGACAUCACAUUAAUAAAACGAUUGUGCUGAUUCAUCUGUCAACUGUUGAUAACAAACACCAAAAAGAGAAAUUAAUGUCAACUGUCGAGGUCACUUUUGUUAAUCUGAACUGGAAUAAAAACCAAUAUAUGAC